Messenger RNA from Scophthalmus maximus (turbot), 2014 nucleotides. RefSeq names its product E3 ubiquitin/ISG15 ligase TRIM25. Bases 121 to 1758 code for a protein of 545 amino acids. Lineage: Eukaryota; Metazoa; Chordata; Actinopteri; Pleuronectiformes; Scophthalmidae. The transcript has 7 exons. Gene Ontology annotation, molecular function: zinc ion binding; protein binding. The record is from RefSeq and is a predicted model, not a curated record.
GAGAGUUCGCGACACUGGCGCUGCCUCCGUUGGCUCCUUCGUUUCCUCGAACCUUCUCCUCGCUGAAGCAUCUCCAAGUAAAACGAAAGCUUAAGGGAGUGGGGCUUUGUUACGUCGAAGAUGGCAGAGAGCUGCGGGCCGGACAUUCUGUGGUGCUCCAUAUGCCUGGAUCCGCUGAGGGGCCCCGUGACCCUCCAGUGCGGCCACAGCUACUGUCAGGAGUGCGUCGACGCCUACUGGGACCAGGGCGACCGCCGAGGCGCGUACAGGUGCCCCCAGUGUGUGCACACGUUCACCACCAGGCCCGUGCUGCACAAGAGCAUAGUGCUGGCUGACGUGAUGGAGAAGAUGUCUUGCGGGGGAGGGAACCCCCCCGCGGCCCCCGCGAGGGAGGACGUGCGCCCGGGGGACGUGGAGUGCGACGUGUGCACCGCGCGGAGGCUGAGGGCCGUGAAGACCUGCCUGGUGUGUCUGGCCUCCUACUGCGCCACUCACCUGCAGCCCCACUACCACUCGGCCGCCUUCAAAAGGCACAAGCUGGUGGAGGCGUCCGGCUCCAUCCGGGAGCUGAUCUGCCCCCGGCACGACAAGCUGCUCGAGGUCUUCUGUCGCACCGACGGGCAGUGCGUCUGCCUGCUGUGCGUCAUGGAUGAGCACAAAGGUCACGACACCGUGUCGGCCGCCGCGGAGAGGAUGGAGAGACAAAAACUAAUCGGAAAGAAAAAACAAAGACACCAGCAGGGAAUACACGAGAAAGAGAAGCAGCAGCGAGAGCUGAGGCUGAAAAUUAAAGCACUGAAGUGCGCUGGAGAUGCAGCGGUCAAGCAGAAGGAGAAGGCCUGCGCUGAAAUUGUCCGGCUGGUCGAUGAGAGGCUGUGUGCUGUGACCAAGGGGAUCAGAGUCCAGGAGAAGGCGGCGGUGAGUCGAGCCGAGGCGCUCGUGGAUCGUCUGGAGAGGGAGAUCCGCGAGCUGCGGAAGGGAGAUGAUGAACUGAAGCAGCUGUCCGUCACCGAGGAUCACAUUCAUUUCCUGCAGAACUCCAAGGCCAUUUUCAACUGUCCAGAACCUGACGAGUCCCCAGAUCUCAACACCCACAUACACAUAUCUUUUGACUUUGUGACAAAGGCCAUUUCUGAUUUGAGAGACAACAUGGAAAACAUAACAAAGGCUAUUACAGAAAUAUCUGAGACAAUUCAAACUGAUCCUGAUCUAAAGACAAGACAAGAGUUCUUCCUGUAUUUCUGCCGCCUCAGUCUGGAUCCAAACACAGCAUUCGAAAACCUCAUGCUGUCCGAGGGAAACAGCAAGGUAACCUGGAGGAAAAAAGCUCAGCGCCACCCACACCAUCCGGAGAGAUUCACCAAAUACGAUCAAGUGUUGUGUACCGAAGGUUUAUCUGGAGUGUGUUACUGGGAGGUUGAAUGGAGGGGGCCCAGGGUUGAGGUCGCCGUGUGCUACAAAGGGGCAGAGCUGGAAGAAAGUGGCUUUGGCUACACAGACCAGUCCUGGUGCAUGUCCCUUUCAAAAUCUGGCUGCACCUUUUGGCACAAUGGAUUCAUGAGUAAAAUAACCGUCCCCUGCUCCUCCACCGUGGCAGUGUAUCUGAACCAUGACGCCGGGAGCCUGUCCUUCUACAGCGUGUCCGAUUCUGGCGAAAUGAUGCUCCUUUACAGAGUUCACGCCGCCUUCUCCAAGCCUCUGUACUCCGGGUUCAUGGUCUCCAGAGGUUCCUCUGUUCGGAUACUCACACAAAAGUAAAGGGUUGCUUACAUGAACUAUCUGUAUUAAGAGUAUUUUUGGUUUUCUUUGCGCAUUUUAUUGUGCAUUUGUUAAACACCAGUUAACAGUAAAAGAAUUGACUGUUGAUUAUUGGUCAGAAUAGUUCAAGCCUUAUUGUAUUCUUUUAAAUGCAAGGAAAAUAUGACAGUGGCACAGAAUGUAAUGUUUAUUUUCAAGUGUUUGUUACUUCUCACCCUGUAAUAAAACCAUAUUACACUGGACGAAAAACUGUUUA